This is a messenger RNA of Rhizoctonia solani, 1263 nucleotides long. RefSeq lists its product as uncharacterized. The record is from RefSeq and is a predicted model, not a curated record. The coding region runs from base 1 to 1263 and encodes 420 amino acids. NCBI's taxonomy places the organism in Eukaryota, Fungi, Basidiomycota, Agaricomycetes, Cantharellales, Ceratobasidiaceae. The transcript is spliced from 5 exons.
AUGCUUCACGUCCUUCCUCCUCAAUCUGUCGACGCACCUCCUCCCUAUUCGAGGACCCCUUCGGCCCAUUCCUCUCCCUCUAGUUCGGCGACCAGUAGUCUAUUCUCGGUCUCGUCCGACCCAGAAGAUGGUUGCAUAUAUAGAUAUCCAUCAAAGGCUGUUUCUUUGAGCUUCAACCAAGUUAGGCAUGAUGGAAUCAGGCUUCCAGCGUAUGGACGGGAAGGAAUUAUUUCAGGAGAAGUGUAUUUGCGCUCAACUGCCCACAUCGAAAGCAUUACCUUAUCGCUUCGAGGUGAAAUAAAAACUGUAAUUGAAGGCACGUGUAGGCCAACAUUACACUCAACCACGGUAUUACUCGACCAACAUAAUAUCCUGUGGUCCGUGUAUGCUCGAGGACAUCCCGUUCCACUGCCGAAUCUGUUGCCAUUUUCUAUGGUCUUUCCAACGACCGGGAAGGACGAAGAAACACCCUUACCGCCUUCUUUUAUCGGCGCAGUAUCAGAAGGACACGUUCGAGUUAGGUACAAGGUUGUUGUUACUGUGCAUCGCACGGGUUGGCAUCAUAGUUCCUCGGUCGAGACCGAGGUAUUCUAUCUACCUCUACCUUGUGAAGGAAAUGAGUUUCUUCCAUCACUCGAGUCGACUUCAGAAGAACCGCCCGUAGAAUCUCCGUUUGAUAUGAGGAUAAUUAAGCUGGUCACUCGUCGGAUAGCCGAGGGAAAGUCCGAACUCUCCCAUGUCAAUGCGCACUUUGCAUAUCCAUCACUGGUUUCUCUUUGCCAUAGCAGAUCGAUACCCUUUAACCUAUGGCUGUCGUCUUCGGGGCAUCCGAUCGAAACACUAUUGGCCCUUGCGCCGCAUAUAUCUAUACGGUUGGUUCGAACCGUCAGUGUAACCGCACGAGGCUCGACCGUGAGCGAAGAAAACAUUGUGGCCCACCAGACCCUCCGCACAUCGGACAUGCUGAAUAAAACGGAAAGUCGUGGCCAGGUGUUGAGUUUCACCGGAAACGUGGAGAUACCAAGGGAGAUUUGGAGAAGUUGGACAGUCCCGCGAGCGGCAAGAGUAUCUUACUCGCUUAGAGUUUCCUUGCCAUCAACCAUAGAACCAGAGGUCGCAUAUAUUGAUCAUAAAGUUAUGGUCGCAUUCGUCUCGGGAUCUGGUAUUGCGAUUGAGCACCCAGAUGCCCCGGACCUUGAUGCGAUGCCAAGUCCCGCUGCAUUACUGAAAAAGCAUACCGUCUAUAUGCCAAUGCGCGUCUGA